GUAAGCUUUUCUUCUAUUUCAUCCACAACUCAAUUUUCUUUUCUUUGCUUAUUGCCAUGGCUUGUACCAAACUACAUUUUCCAAUUACCGCGACGACUCUGCUGGUGAUACUUAUAUUGGCUACCUUAGAUUUCACAGGAGCACAAACAGGAGUUUGUUAUGGAAGAAAUGGGAAUGGAUUACCAUCUCCAGCAGAUGUUGUGGCUCUAUGUAAUCGAAACAAUAUACGAAGAAUGAGAAUCUAUGAUCCUCAUCAACCAACUCUCCAAGCCCUUAGAGGCUCGAAUAUUGAACUCAUACUAGGCGUGCCAAAUCCUGAUCUUCAGAAUAUCGCGUCUAGCCAAGCUAACGCGAAUGCUUGGGUCCAAAACAAUGUUAGGAACUAUGGUAAUGUUAAGUUCAGGUAUAUAGCUGUUGGAAAUGAAGUUAGUCCAUUAAAUGGUAACGCGCAGUAUGUGCCUUUCGUGAUCAAUGCAAUGAGAAACAUUCAGAACGCGAUUUCUGGUGCUGGUCUAGCAAACCAGAUCAAAGUUUCUACUGCUAUUGAAACCGAACUUACUACAGAUACUUACCCUCCAUCAAGAGGCAAGUUUAAAGACAACGUCCGAGGGUAUGUUGAUCCCAUCAUUAGAUUCUUAGUAGCUAACCGCUCACCUUUACUUGUCAACAUAUAUCCUUACUUUGCAAUAGCAAACAAUCAAGCUAUUAAGCUUGACUACACGUUGUUUACAUCCCCUGGAGUUGUUGUAAAUGAUAAUGGAAGAGAAUACCGCAACUUAUUUGAUGCACUGUUAGAUGCUACAUACUCAGCCCUUGAAAAAGCCGGUGGUUCAUCUUUGGAUAUCGUUGUAUCAGAGAGCGGUUGGCCUUCAGCUGGAGCAGGGCAAUUGACCUCUAUUGACAACGCGAGGACUUACAACAACAACUUGAUUAGACAUGUGAAAGGAGGGAGUCCGAAAAGACCAUCAAAGCCUAUUGAGGCAUACAUUUUCGCGUUGUUUAAUGAAAAUCUCAAGAGCCCUGAAAUUGAGAAACAUUUUGGACUGUUUACACCAAACAGGCAGCCAAAAUACCCAAUCAGUUUCAACUAGCUAGACUAUGCUACGGAAUAAGAGUUGUCGAUCUUUUCUUCUUAUAAUAUGUAGUUGAAUAAUUGAAUCGUUGCUCAACUUGAACAGAGAGCAACCCUUCGCGCGUGAUAUGUACUCAUCCUACAUGCUUAUAUAAGGCAAUUAUCUAUAUCUGAACUUUUUUUUCCUCUAA
Solanum pennellii is the source of this 1263-nucleotide messenger RNA. RefSeq names its product glucan endo-1,3-beta-glucosidase, acidic-like. Bases 57 to 1091 code for a protein of 344 amino acids. Gene Ontology annotation, molecular function: hydrolase activity, hydrolyzing O-glycosyl compounds. NCBI's taxonomy places the organism in Eukaryota, Viridiplantae, Streptophyta, Magnoliopsida, Solanales, Solanaceae. Gene Ontology annotation, biological process: carbohydrate metabolic process. Gene Ontology annotation, cellular component: plasma membrane. The transcript has 2 exons. The record is from RefSeq and is a predicted model, not a curated record.